UUGGUGGUUCCAUAGCUGGUUGUGUUUGGAUUUCUCGGUUUGAUUGCUCCAAUAAGCUUAACUAUCAGCUUGAAUAAAUGUUCCUUAACCUCAGAAUUUGAUAGUAAACAAGUCGGCAAUCCAGCAUGCCCUGCAUUGUAAUCUCAGGUUACCCUGCCAGUGGGAAAACAUACCAGACUAACAAAUUGAAGGAAUAUUUCGAAGGACGUGGUAAAAAGGUGCAUGUAGUAUCAGAAAAUAAAGCAAUCCCGAAGGCAGGUUUCACUAAAAAUGAGUAUUUCGCGGACUCACAGAAGGAGAAACAGGUUCGAGCUGAUCUCAUGUCGGAGACUCAUCGGCUUUUGAACAAGGAUGAUGUCGUUAUUUUAGAUGCUGGAAAUUACAUUAAAGGAUAUCGUUACCAACUGUAUUGCGCCACUAAGUCUAUAAGUGGCAAUCAAUGCACUGUAUUUUGUGCAAUACAAAAGGAAAAAGGAUGGGAAUUCAAUUGCCAGCGUACCCGUGUCGAGGAAAAAGACGAGAAAGGUGACUUACAUUUGGACAAUUCUGAUGUUCCCUAUACAAGAGAAAUAUACGAUGCAUUGUGUAUGCGAUAUGAAGAACCACAUGGGAACAAUCGAUGGGAUAGCCCCCUUUUUGUAGUAUUCCCAGGCGAUGAACUAGAUGUGAAAGGAAUUUACGGUGCAUUAUAUGAGAGUAAGCCGCUGCCGCCUAAUAAAUCAACAGAAAACCCUCCACUAAGUGAUACCAACUAUUUAUAUGAGUUGGAUAAAAUAACGCAAAAAAUAGUUAGCGAUAUAACUUCAGCUAGGAAAAUAGGUAUUAUGGGAUCAGUCCCUGUGCAAGGAACAGCCGUCAAAGUAGAUGUCCCCGAUCAAAUGAAUGCUGCACAGUUGAAUCGUUUAAGACGACAAUUCCUUACGUAUAGUAAAAUGCAUUCAACUAGUACCACUUUAGACAAGGUGCCGCAAUUGUUUGUACAAUAUUUAAAUUCGAAUUUCAAUAAGUAAUUGAAAAUAAAGAAAAUACAAUUACAAAAGAAUUGUAAGAAAAGUUAAAAUUG
Molecule: messenger RNA, 1063 nt
Organism: Hermetia illucens (black soldier fly)
Lineage: Eukaryota; Metazoa; Arthropoda; Insecta; Diptera; Stratiomyidae
Product: protein KTI12 homolog
Exons: 5
Coding region: 126-1010 (294 amino acids)
Source: RefSeq, a predicted model, not a curated record